This is a messenger RNA of Aspergillus pseudotamarii, 2258 nucleotides long. RefSeq names its product putative FAD binding monooxygenase. Lineage: Eukaryota; Fungi; Ascomycota; Eurotiomycetes; Eurotiales; Aspergillaceae. The transcript has a single exon. Gene Ontology annotation, molecular function: FAD binding. The record is from RefSeq and is a predicted model, not a curated record. Bases 84 to 1625 code for a protein of 513 amino acids.
UGAAGCACAACUACUUUCCUACAGAAGCUUUUGUUCAAGAAAUAUAAUACUCUUCGUUUGAACCACCCAUCAUAUCCGUCAAUAUGACACGCACCGAUGUCCUCAUCGUGGGAGCAGGCCCAACGGGGCUCGUUCUAGCCCUGUGGUUAACUCGCCAAGGUAUCAACGUGCGUAUUAUCGACAAAUCAGAAGCCAAGGCAUCAACAUCGCGAGCGAUGGCAAUUCACGCCCGCACACUCGAGCUAUAUCGCCAACUCGACCUCGCCGAAGAUGUAGUCGCCAACGGCCAUAAGAUCGCAGCGACCAAUAUUUGGGCUGGGGGCGUCCAUCGCUCCCAUGUCCCGUUCGGUGAUCUUGGUGCAGGCCUAACGCCCUACCCGUUCAUACACAUCUACCCCCAAGAUCAGCAUGAACGAUUGUUAGAGGCGCUAUUGAAUACAAUGGGAGUGCAUGUCGAGCGUAAUCGGGAGUUAGUCGAGUACCAGGAGAAGGAAUCAUUUAUCACAGCGCAAUUGAGGAAUCUCACAAAGCCACACAUCGACAAUGACGACAUGGAGACCUGUGAAGCAGCUUUUAUCGUUGGUUGCGACGGUGCCCGUUCUGCUGUCCGUCAGAACUGCGGGAUCGGAUUCGAAGGGGCUACAUACUCAAAGCUGUUCUAUGUAGCCGACAUUGAAGGCAGCGGGCCUAGCCUCAAUGGUCAAGCACACUUGAGUCUCAAUGAUAAGCAAUUUUUCUUGCUCAUGGCGUACGACAACGACCGUCAUGCGCGACUAAACGGGGCCGUCGAUGAAAGCGCACUGACGAAAGACCUUUCCGACCUCACACUCGACGAUGUUGCCCCAGACUGCGGCAAGGCCGUGGGCGUCAAAAUCGACAAGGUGAACUGGUUUAGCAUCUAUCAUGUUCACCACAGGGUAGCUGAAGCCUUUCGCAGCGGGCGGGCUUUUCUUGUUGGGGAUGCGGCGCACAUCCACAGUCCGGUCGGAGGACAAGGUAUGAAUACCGGUAUCGGUGAUGCCAUAAACCUCGCCUGGAAGCUUGCAGCAGUUAUUCAAGACAAAGCGGACAUGUCUCUCCUCGAUAGCUACGAAGCUGAACGGCGGGCGUUCGCAGCACUUCUGGUCAACACCACGGAUACUGCAUUUAACGCUAUUGCCUCCGAGGGGUACCUGUCCCAUUUUAUUCGGACAUGGUUCAUUCCUUAUGUUUCUCCUAUCCUGUCCAAGUUUGGUCUCGUGCGACAAAGAGUGUUCCGUGGUGUAUCCCAGAUUAUGCUAAACUAUCGGGAUAGUGCGCUGUCGACUGGCUCGGCUGGUACCAUUCAAGGAGGAGACCGUAUCCCUUGGGCUCCAGUGGGCGAACUUGAUAAUUUCCAAAGUUUGAAGGAGAUUACAUGGCAGGUCCACGUGUAUGGCGAAGCCAAAGACAUGUUGAAGGAGUGGUGCAAUUCCAAGGGAAUCCCUCUGCACAUAUUUCCUUGGAGUGAGAAAUAUCAGUCGGUCGGCUUGGGAAAAGAUGCAGCAUAUUUGGUCCGACCAGAUACCUAUGUUGCAGUGGCGGAGGCUUCUGGUCUACCAGAACAGUUUGAUCAAUAUUUAAAAGACAACAAGAUCCGAUUAUGAUCAUCACUGCUGCUGGAAUGAUUCCCAUUUUGUUAUAGAUUUGAACUCCUCUGUUCUGUGUACUUGCAUUUGUAUGAAAGGCGUACCUGGAGUUGUGGUUUCUGGUCAUUCACGAAUGAGCUACGAUGACAUAUAGCUAGACGAUACUCUCUAUUCUACAAACGAGAAUGUACAUCGGUGUCCUUUAUAUCAUUACUAUUUCGUACGCGGCGAGCAUCCUCCUCCUCACAAGCCUUUCUCCAUACUUCUUGGACCUAAACCUUCAUGUUAGCAACACCAGAGCCAGGGCCUAGGAAUGAUACACUGACAUCGUAAUGGUACAGCCAAUGGUGGUCAUCAGUCCAUUUGUUUUGGAUGUUAGCCGCCACAAUAUCGUCGAAGGAGGUUAGACCCUUGAUUAAAGUAUCGGAUGCCCGGAAACCAUCCAGAAUAUCGUACUGCAGCAAUUAGCAGACCGUCAAGAAACUAGACAUUGGCACAUACCAUAUCCUUGUAAUGCGGCGAUCGAACUCUAUCGUAUAGAGUCAAAGCAUCACUGACUGGAAGGUGGCGUUCAUGUGCCCAUUUCACUGCUCGAGUGAGCACAUACACGUCUUCCAGGGCGAAUCCCGCCCCAGCACCUGGAUGGUGUUA